Molecule: messenger RNA, 11618 nt
Organism: Xyrichtys novacula (pearly razorfish)
Lineage: Eukaryota; Metazoa; Chordata; Actinopteri; Labriformes; Labridae
Source: the annotation of a GenBank genome assembly
AAAUUCCAUUGGGGCUUUUUUUUUUUUUUUAUCAGCACGUUUCUAUUUUUAUUUGCAGCAGGUUUCGGUUUUGGUUUCUUUUUUUUGUGGUAACUUCUGUUGUGACUUCUUUUUUUCUUUUUUCUUUGCAUUUUUUUUUUUGAUUUGCAGCAAUGGCGGUUCUUGACCACUGCAGAAAGAAACAUAUCAAACAUUAAAAUACUAAAUUUUAUUGUCUUUGAAAAAUAUUUGCUCAUUUUAUAGAUGUGAUUUAAACAAGUUGUUUGAGUAAUGUUGGGACAGCUCGCCUUCAUCAUAGCUUUUGUUAUAUGGUGCGACAAAUGUUUAACAUCGAAGAUGAAUCAGGGCUGCAAGCAGGUGUCUUCAGCAUAGGGACUAUAAGUGAGCCCUGUAUGACGCCAUACAAAUAAUGGAGCUAUCAGGCUUAUAAUGUAAAUAUGUUGGAUACUGACUGUUUAUUGAGUAACAGAGAAGGGGUGGGUUUAAGUAAGCACAAUGCUUCAUCUUACUCCUUUCGGACAUCUUGGGUUGACAUUAUUAUUAUUAUUAUUAUUAUUAUUAUUAUUAUUAUUAGUAGUAGUAGUAGUAGUAGUAGUAGUAGUAGAAGUAGUAGUAGUAUUUUGGUUUGUUUUUGUUGCUUUGGUUAUCGUUAUUGCUGUUUUGAAUAUUCUCAUUGGUUUUGUUUGUUUGUUUUCAGUUUACUUUCUUGUGUUUUCCGCUUAUGUUCAAAAAUAUAUAUAAAAUAAAUAAAGAUAAGAAAUAAACCUGUUGUUCAGUUCAUUUAUGACAUCUUUGAACUGUGCACUGGUAACAUAACAAAUGUCUCUCCCCAACAGCAGGGGACCCAUCAUCCAUGACUUCAACAAGGAUUUUCCAUCUUUGGACUGAAUAGUUUAGACCUACAUUUUCUGAGGAUGCAGCCACAAACUGUGUCUAUGAACAAUGGUUUCUUGGAGAAAUUUGAGUCCAUACAGUGAUUUACACUACAGAGUCAUGUAUGUUAUACAGCAGAGCCACCUAAAAGCCCAAAGACACUAGGCAUUCUGGUUUCUCUGUAUCUUUGAGUCAUAUCAUGUAAAUGUUGAAAUCCCUAAAUUCCUUACAAUUUCCUCAUUUUGACCUAUAGUUCAGACCUAUAGAAAUUGCUUUUUGUUUCGGUUACUUUUACAAUUCAGUAUUUUUUUAAUUAUUCAUAGAGCGGUUACAUGUAUGCACAAAUCUUAUGUAAUAUAUCUUUUCUCCACAUUAUCACAUUUGUUAUUGUUUAUUUGGUGGUCCCUAUGGUGGUAAAUAAUGAGUGAAUGUAUAGCCCAGUGUAUUUGACCUCUGAGGCUGGUUGCUAUUCAUAGGGGGGGAUCAACCACGAGGUGGCAGCAUUUUUGUUUGAGCGCUGAGCCAUCCAUAAACCGACUGCUCUGUAGUUAUCCUGAGUUUUAAUCAGUGGCUAACACACACAAACACACGAAUUAUUCGGACAUAGAGGCGUGGCUACAGUGACAGUAGCAGAGGGGCGGAACUGUGCUCCAAGAGUUUAAUUUAAAGCAUCCUGAGUUGAGCGUGUUGCUCAGUACAUGUCUAAAACUCCAGUCUUUGACACAGCAGCAUCCUUCAUUCAUAGCAGGUCUGUGUAGCUAUAGUCAACAUGUCAAACUCGGACCGGGUUGUCUUAGCUUUGGGAGGAGCGGGGACUGUGGGCUCUGGGGUUGUUAAGGCACUUCUAGAUAAAGGUAAGCUGACACCCGUUUUGACAUGUUUUAUUUCAGAAAGGAAAAUUCUCAGCACACUCUGUAAGAUAAAUGUUUUAUUGUUAACUCUCAAUCGUAUAGACUAACAUUUUGGAUACCGUCAGACCUACUUUUACGCAUUGGGAAUUUGUCUCUUGGAUUUUACGCCGGCAUUUUCUAUCAUGGUGUACUGCAGAGAUGACUUUUAUGAGUAUUUCAGGGUCCGUUUGAGUGAAACAUUUCUUGCAGUGAAAUGUUGCGACUUGCCGUAAUCAUAUGAAGGCGCGUGGAUGUCUACAUUUCUGGUUUUAUCUACAAGGGCCUCACUUAGAGAAGUCUAAACAACAGCAUUUGGCCCUCAUCGUACCAUGAUGCGCUCUUCUCUGGUGUGCAUUACGCGCGAGGUUAUCUGUCUCUAAGGUCAGGCAUCGUUAUGAGCGCAUCUCGGUGCUGGCUGCGCAAACAAUGACUCUCAGUUCAUUUGGCAGAGGAGCGCAGUGCUUCUCAGCCAAAUUAAGUGUGGGCAUGAAAUCAAAAUUAACCUUUGGCACGCACACUUAUUUCAAGGCUGCAAAAACCUUUAUUAACGCUCAUUCCAAAUACGUUUUUUCUAGUUUCUUUUCCAUGGUCCCUCUUAUCAAAAAUCAAUACAAAUGAAUGGAAGAAGUAAUGCUACAAUGCAUCGUACAUGCUUUAUUUUGCAUGUUAAAAUAGAAAUAUUAGCAAUGCUUGGAUUAAGAGAAACACUGAGGACCAUAAAAGACUUAUUAGGCAAACACAGACAUUCAAGAAAUUGCUUAUAUUUAAGAACACCAUCAAAAGAUCAGACUUGUUUGAAUACUUUAAUGAUUAACCAAUGUUAUGUGAUUUUUAUGCAAAUCUCUGUUCUAAAGGUCUCUUUCUCCACACAAUUAAAUAGCAAAUGAUCCUUUAAUUAUUUCCUCUCCUCCUUCUUUUAAAAUGAUCACAUCCAUCUAUCACCUGCAAACUAGGUGGAUUGGAAUUCCUGCUAUUUCUACUGCUGAAAGUUUAGUGAGUUGUAGUGAUAUCUUUGGUUUGUUUGGUAAAAACUACACUGACCAACUAUUUUUGGAGUCUGACAGGGCUAUUUCCAAAGUCUGAAAAUGUUUCUACAGUGUUUUCAUCCAUGCGGAUUUCUAGAUUAUAUAAUCAAUUUGACUGAGGAUGGAUUUACACACUGACCUCUCAAAUAUGUGUUGUCUAAAGUUAGAGCUUCAGAGCAGAGGAGGUCAGGUAAUAACAAUCAAAAAAGAAAAGAAAAAUUAGCAACCUUUUUCAUGCUUGUGUUUAUGUGUAUUUGUGUUGAUAUUUUUUUUAUGAAUUAUUCAUAUAUGUCAAUAAUUAGGAUUUAAAUGAUGUCUGAUGACAUUAGGGGGGUUUCUGCUGCAGAUGCAAUCAACAAAGUCCCAAAGUCUGAUGUGAAUUUAUCUUAUUUAGGACUCUACUGUUCCUCAUCAUCAGCUUUUUUUAAAAAUCAGAUUUUGUGAUUCAAGGCGGUCCAGUAUAUUUUUGGACCUUAUCUAGGCUGUUUCGAACCUUAAAGCUGAAAGUAGGUUAUCUGUUUUGCUUUGUUGCCUCUGUACUCAACAUGAACCAGUGCAGGAGAUGUGCAGGACGCAGAGUCCAGAGCUUUGCUGCCAAAAGAGAGCAGAAAGUUACCAUCUGCUGCUCCAUCAUGUUUAUUCCUCUGAUGACCCUGAUAGGCAGACGAAAACAAUGACGUCCAUUUAUUGAAUAUCUAUUUUCAUGUAAGAGGGAUUAGUCCUAAUGUUUCUGUGUUAAAGGCUCUGUUAUUCUCAUGUGCACUACAGAUUAAUGUAUUAACUAAUGUAUAUUUUGUGUGUGUCAUACAUGUCUGUGUGUCUGUUGUUGUAUGUGUGCAAAGGUUUCAAAGUUGCAGUGAUCUCUAGGGACAGCAGCCGCCUGGAGAGACUCCGUUCAUUUGUCUCUCCAAACACAAAGGAUAACCUCACUACUAUUGUGGGGAAUGUGGGUGAGUCCAGUUACAGGUCCUCCUAUUCACCCAAGACAACAACUGUUAGAAAUUAAGGUCAUCUAAGUGUCAUUUGACAGGCUUAGUCAUGCUGCACACGCAUCACAUUCAUACAAGUAAGAUUUCAACUCAGAUAGCAUAGAAUAAAUAAGAAAUCAAUACAGUAAGAAAUUGGAGACUUACAAUUUUGUCUGCUUUUUCACUUACAAGCCCACAAAAAGUUAUGAUCAUGCUAUGCAUGUAGUCUCUGAAAAUGUUUAUAGUAGGGCUGUCGGCUUUGCAAUAAGAGACAAACUUUUCCGUAAACUUUGUCCAGUUCUGGAGCACCAAGUAUCCUUGGAUACUGAAAUUCUUGGAGCAACUUAGGGCCUUUUUCGGAAACAAGAGUGGUUUCUUAGCCAGAAUUCAAUUAAAUGUGCAAAGAUCAAAACACUCAACCUUUAACUCCAGAUGAUACACCUCAAAAAAAUUAUAAACCAAAAAAAUCCAAAAUAAUCCCAACAAUUUCCCUGGCCAAAAACUGAUAUAAUAACCUUUGUGGUUCAAAAUGAGGAGAAGCUGUUCCCGUCUCUAGAUCUCCUCUGCAUUGAAACAAUAUGUGUUUUUUAAAAGCUGACAUAAAAACUGGUUCCACAUAGCUACCUCAUAUUAGAUUAACUACCAAGGCUGUGCCAUAUUUUGCCCAGGAAUGGAAAGUCCCAGAAAUUUCUGGUCUGAGACACAGAGGCGGUGGUAAAGCGGAGUGGAAAAAAACAAAUGGGCCAUCAAAGAAUCAUUCAUUUCAACAUGUUGUUCGUUUUAUUAUCAUUUCCAGUUACCUCUUUUCACUGAAAAUAUGAUGAAAAAAGUAUCACGAAGAUUAGAUGCAGUGAUGGAUUGUUGGCUAGUGAGUUAUAAGUCUUUUCAGGCCUUUUGGAAAUUAUUUGGUUAUGUUCAACAUCACAGGAUGCCACUGUGAUUAACCUGAGCUGAGUAAAUUUGGUAAGAGCAUAGGUUCUUUUCCAGGGGAGUCCCAGUACAGAUUUUAACUAUCAGGUUAGAGCCAAAUCAUCCAUCUUUUGACUGAUCAGGGGUCAGCAGUUGAGCAGAUCAUCUCACCUUGAACAAUUGAGUCAUCUCAAGUUAGCAAUGAGUUUUGAGAGUCAGUAGAGUGGUGUUCAGUGGUACCAGUAUGAUACAACAUCUAAUAACUAAACACAAAAUGAACCACAGGGCAUUCACUAAAGCAACAGAGGAAAUGGGCAACAAUUCUGGACUUUAAAAGGAUGGGUGCUUUUGGGUCCUGUCAACAUUACAUUUUGGAUACCACCCCUUUAUCAGAGCACUACAGCAAAGCUCCUGACAAAAAUCAAAGUGAUUUAAAACAUGAUGCUGGUUUCAUCACUGACAUUUUGGAGCUCUGACAUUUGGGCCAUGUCAUUGCUGAGCCUCACUGGAUGGGUUCCUCCUACUUUAGUUUCAUGAGUUUCUUUUUGUAAACUAAAGAAUGAUGUGAAGCUCUAUUAUCUGUGCAAAUACAAGUAACUGAUCAGGACUCGAUAUCUGUAGGUGUUUAAUAUUUGAAAAAUGGGAUUGGGAUCAGGCCCAGAAAAGCUGAUUGUAACAUCCCUUUCACCUUUGAUACAGGCUUUGCACAGAGGUUUCAGUUGCGCUCAGCCACCAAUGGAUUAUCUUUAGAGAAGGUUACAUUAUUGGAGUGAUGGCCAUUAUGGGCUCAGAAGUGAUUAUCAGAGAAUAAAGUAGAUUAAGUGAUUGAAUGUUUACAUACAAUGGGCCUGGGCAGUGAAGGGGUCAUUGUUCAAAGCUUUGAGUGUUUGUGGAUGCAGCAGCAGCAGCAGCAACGGCAGAUGUCCAAGCUGGUCUAAACCCACAAAGAUUCAACUCGUCUCAGAGCACUGGUUUGGCUGAGUAGUUAACGCACAUGCACUUUAUGGAGAGGCUAUAGAGCUCAUUGCAGAGGCCCACCAUGAUUUUUACCUGCACGUUAACCUCCACUCUCUCUACUCCCUAUGUUACUAGUCUCUUUAUAGCUGUCCUUAUCCAGCGAAGGAAAAAACUGACCAAGAUGCAACUGUUAGAAAAGCGUGUAUGUAAGUGAACCAGAGAAGAUAGAUUUCGAUGACUGAAGUUAUGAAACCUUAGCUUACCAGAGAAAAUAAAACAUGUAAAUCCCCCCUGUCCCCACAGUAUUUUCUCGCCUGUGACCAGGAACACAGAGAAGGAUUGGUGAAAAGUUGGGCUGUCGAUGGUAGGGCAGAGGCACAGUAGGAGACUCGAGACUAAAAGCCUGAGGGCUGCACUUGCACAUGUCUUCAUUGGAGGACAGCCAGGACAGGAGACCUGGAGGUGGAAUCGCUAAUGAGACAGACUACAUAGCCUUGACAUUGGUGAGACAGUUCUGACAGCCAGACCUGCAAGCAACAGUUAAGGGUCAGGACAGGUUGCAAAUGCUGCAGAGAUACAAGAACCUAAGGAACAGUCCAGCACAAGAGCUGGUGGCUGCAGGACAAAAGAGGAAUUGGGCAGGGUGACAGUGACGGUCAGCUGAGGGUCAGAGAGUUCAGGCUGAAAUGGCCUCCUGACAGCCAAGAACCAGCGUCUGUCAGGCCUCACAGAGAAACCAGACUGGACUGGUCAGUGGAGUCCCUGCAAGACCGGGGAACAAAAGAGAAGGGCAAUAGAUUUGAUUAGAUUUUUAAAGAUGUUAGGUGCUGCAAGCAAAUAAGACGUCUCCUAAAACUGUACAUAGAUGGCUCAGCUAAAAGACAGAAUAUAUGAGUAAGGGGGCUGUACACUGUAAAAAAAAUCAUUGAUAAUACAGUUAAAACAUUCUAAUUUUAAGGAUGACGGCUCAUAACAUCCAUUAUCAUUGUAGUUCAAUCACUGAAUUACUCUACAAAAAGGUUUUAUGAACAGUAAAAACCAAGUAGUUUGAAUGUGAAAUUGGAAAAUAAAGAUCCAUAAAUGUGAAAAUACUGUCAGAACCAUGCAGUUUCCCUAGAUUUAUGAUAAUAAACUAAACAAAUUAAAAUGUCAAAACAGGACAUCAGUUCGACAACCUGACUAUAAUUCCUUAUUUUUCCUUAUUUUUUGUCAUUAUAUGUUGUUCGGUAAAGUCUUGACAAAUAAAGCUGCUAAUAAUUUACUCUGAAUUAUACAGUUUUUUUUACAAUGUGGUUCUAUCAGGGUAGACAAGUAGCAGAAUUGCCACCUUAGGACAAGAUGGCUGUAGGCCUAUCUAUCAGUCUGUCAUACACACCUACACACACACAGGGCAUGGAAGACAGGUACUGGCCUCUGCCUAAAAGUCUCUCCUUCAUUCUUCUUUCUUCUCCAGGAUCAGAGGAGGGGGCCGAACAGGCAAAACAGGACCUGCUAAAGGCGGUCGGGAAGGUGACGGACAUUGUCUCCUCUCUGGGCUUCAGCUGGUGGCAGGGAGGGCCUCCACACACACAGUCACUCAAAGACCUUCAUUGGGUGAGCGUGCAUGUUAAAAAUUGACAUCAAAACAUCAAUUGAUAAAUGUUGUCUUUUAAAUAGGAAUAUGUGCUUUUGAUCAUAUUUUAUCACUGGUGGUAGCUGAGAGAGUCGUCUUAGUAGUACUUUUGGUGAGCACAGUAUGUUCUGUUAGCUUCUGAAGGGGUUUCUCUUAAGAAGAAAAGUUCUGGUUCUUGUCUCAUUAUUUCAUCUUUGGUCAACAAACCUUCCAGGUGAUUGAGACAUUACUUUGCAGCACAUUUGUGUCAUGGAAGGCCUUUUUUCCACUGGUGAGGGACGACUCGAACUGCACCUAUACCUUCAUAACAGGUGACUUCUUCUGUCUUUUAUUUCUACUUUCUUAAAGUGUUCUGCAUAUUAAAAAUUCUGUCAUAUUGGGAGUAGAGAUGAGGAGUCAUCCAUAUUUUGGCUAAAAUCAUGCAUAAAUGAGGAACUGUGCUGAGGGGCGUCCCGUCUAAAGAGAAACAGUUGCAGAGCUUGCUAAAGCAUAUUUAACAACAAUGUUUUAACCCAGCACAUCUGGAGAAAAUAAGAGAUUGAUGGAAAGAGUGAAUUAAAAUCAAAACAAUAAGGUUGGAGGCCAGAAAGCCAAAAUAAUGACUGAAAUAGUUUCACGGAGCAGAUGAGAAUGAAGAGUGAGGUCAGGUUGAACAUUACCAAAAACUAUUUAUGUACAAGAAAAAGUAAAAAGGACUGCUACAGAGUGUUAAUAGACUCUCUUGUUCUCUCUACUACAGGAGGAGCAGGUGAGAAAUUGCUGAUGCCAGGUACAGGCUUCCUGACGGUGGGGGCUGCCAGCACCUUGGCAUUCUGCCAGGUACUACGAGAAGAGUACCCAGACGUGCCCUGCAAACUCAACCAGGUGAGACUCAAGUGGAAUAACACAGCGAGGCCCUGGUAUUUGUUUUCAUAAGUUUUACAGUUUAUCACAAUAACACAGGGAAAAUGAUAUUAGAACAGCUUGUAGUCUAACAACACAUGAACAAUCAGAUUGCUCUCAGGGCCUAUGUCCACUGAUACUGUUUUUUUUUUUUUGCAUUGGAAGCACCCAGAAUCUCAGUUUCAUAGCACUUCUUGUUGCUGCAGACUGUGGUUAGGUUAUGAAAGCUGCCACAGCAUUUCUGCAUACCUUAAACAUGACUGUUAAGCCCAUUUUAAAAUGCUCUGUAUGUUUUAUACUUAUGUCAAGACAGUCAUACAGAUAUUUAUGAGUGGAGAUGCUUAAAACAACUGAACUAUUCUCAACAGAAACACUGUGAAUGCAGCAACCAACAACAACUGCAACAACAACUGACACUCAGUUGAGGAUGCUGUGCGCCGUAAAUGCUGAGCUUCUUUUGUUUUCUAUUAAAAAAAAAGGUACGGCCAGCGCAAAAAAAAAAAAAAAAAAAAAAAAAAACAUCACAAAUGGACACAGGCCCUUACUACUAACUCAUCAGAAACUACCACCUACAGCAAUACCCAGAGACUUUAUCUUGGCCGAUUACUAAACUCCUGACCAAAAGAAUAAUAAACAUCUUGACUGCACAACUUCCUGAAACUUUGGGUGUCUAGUUGGGUGUGGAAAAUAAUUGUGACAGAUCCUGUUACAUUAAGAAACACAAUAAGUCUAGACAAAGUUGGGUAGUGAUGUUUUUUUUGGUGUCAGUGUUGCAACAGGGCGGGAAGUCUGCACUGCUGUAGAUAUUUUGAAAAUAAACACAAAGUCGACUUUGAUUUAUCAUUCUCACAACAACUGACACAAACAUGAUUACCGUUUACAGCUGCAAAAUGAAUGUAAUUUACUCCUCUGUGUUUAAGAGCAGAACACGUACAAUGCUUCCUCUGUUUAUUUCAUUUUGCUUUGUGAAUGGUUAGCUUCAAUGUUCUUUGUGUUUCGUUUCUUAUUAUAGUUUAGCUAACUUAAUUCUCCUGAGAAUACUUUUGUUUUUUGAUGUCACAGACUGAAAGACGUCUUUUAUAAUCUCAUGCUGAGCUUUGAGGCAUGACAUGAACAUUUCUGGGGUUGUGAGAUCAGGUAGAAAGAUUGGAGCGCUUUACAAAGUCAGUAUUACUGAAUUGUUGUUGGGGCAGGGACCAAAAGAAACAAACUCACUGACAGUCACAGCAGAUAAAGAUCCCUUUUUUAUAUUUCCUGACCCUCAUUUCUCACUUUUAUGUUAUUCUUUACCUUUACAGGCUGAUAAUCAUAUAGGUUAUUCACAUAGUGCUUACAGAAACAGACAGUACAAUGUGUGUUAUCUAAUGGCAUGAGUUACUAUAUGCUUUGGUGACAAGAUUUGUCAUAUAAGUGGACAGUCAUUAAGGACAAAAGUAAAUGUGUAAGUAUGAGUGGAGUUGGAUUUUGUCUCACAAACGUUGGUUAUAAAUCGUGACUAAAGCAGAUGGAAACCCCACGCUGUUAGACACACCCAGCAACCACUAGAUUACUGAAACCAGUAAGUGUUGGAACUAGUAGGGCCAUAUGAGUGGGGCAGUUACACCGGUCUUUACAAAUUUCUCUGCACACAUCUGUUUGUGAACGCCCUCAAGGUGACUCAGUUCAUCUAAGAGAAUGAGCAAACUCUAUUAUGUUACUUCUUUUUACCUUCAUGGCCCCUGAAUCUCCUUGGACGUAACCACUUUAAAGCCGUUCAGAGAUGCACUGCCAAUACAUGUAAAAAGAGAGUUAUGAGAAUUCAACUGAGAUGACACAAAUGCUUGGUUAAUCCUCUCUAGCUCAGGACACAAGAGGUCCAAGAGUGUGGCUAUAUUUCUUAAAUGAUUAAAAGAGGUAGAAACAAAACUAUUGACACUUUCAGAUCAACAUAUUCAAGGAAGACAUAAGAUCUAUAGUUUGAUUUAUUAUUAGUCCAAGAAAACCAUAUGCAGUCCAGCUAUUUCAACACUUCACACAGUCAAAAUGGACAGACAGCUUCUAAACAUUAUGUGCCUUAAAAGACUUGUACAGCUUCAUGUCAUCUGGAAAGAAAUGGUAGGGAGCAUCCUUGAAAGCACUAGUAAGAUAAAGAGGAAACAACACGGGGCCCAGUGCAGAGCCCUGAGAGACACCACAGGACAGGUACCGAUAAGACAUAUUUACUAACACUGACUAACCAGUCUUGGCUGAUCUGGAGAUACCCACCCACUGUCUGAACCUUGGUCAGCAUAAGGUAAUCAAAAGAGAGGCAGUAGGUUGGUCUUGUUUUUGUGAAGAGUCUGCCUGUGAACCCUCACUUGCGUUCUCUAGCCUCCUGUUAUGAAUGUAUCUUAUACUGUAGUCUUGUCUGUGUUCUGAUCAUUCUUGCAGGUGAAAAUCAACGCAGGUGUAGCCACUCCAGAGCGCAUAUCUCCUGGUUACUUGAACCACCUGGACCUGGGUGAAGCUGUGGCCACCCUUGUGGAAAGACCAAACACUUCCCACACGGUCUUCACCAUCAACUGUCCAGCAGACUUAAAGACUGUCCUUCUGGAGAGAAACCUUUAAGGAAAAACCUCCCUCCAGUCUAACCUUACACUACAUCGACACUUCCUCAGCUUCGACUUUUACUGAACUCUCCAAGAAAAGUCAUUCACAUUUUCUGUGGUUUAUUUGCUUCUCCUCCAAGAAUUGUUCACCAAAUCCACGCACACCUUUUCAACUGUUUUCAAAUGAUCUGUAUAUAAACUGCUUCCUUUUCCCUUAUUGAAUUAGCACCUGUUUCCUCUGCACUAAGUGUUGUGAUAUGCCUGUAAAAUCUAGUAAAUUUGCUGAAUGCACUUAAAAAUGAGAGCUCCUACAGUCAAACUGUCCAAUGGACUGUUACUUUGGAAAGGAUGGGUUUUCGAUUGAAUAAGUUUAGUUGGAUUUUAACAGUUGGAAAAAAAGUGUUAUACAUUUUCUUUUUUCUUUUUUUCUACAAACCCAGAAAGAUUGAAAAUUCCCUGUUAGGAGGUGAUGUAGUGUUAUGAUGGGUGGAUGCCUGUUUUAGCGAGCACAAUAGAUCACUGAAGUCCAUACAUGAGUAUAAGCUUCAUGUUAUUCCACGUAAUGAUAGCUGGCGGCCAAACUGCCUGAAAACUAGUGGACUAGUAAACACAAAUACAAAAACAAAGCUUUUAAAGAAUUUGACAAGAGUUUGCAAAUAUCACAUAAAAAAAUCCUUCAGUUAAUUGCAUAUUGAAUGUAAAUAUUAUUGAGAAUGGCAAAGUAAUGUAAAUGUAAAUCUGUGGACAAAACAAAUCUGACAUGUAAUUAGAAAGAGUAACAUGCAGGGUUGGUGUUCCUGAUUGUGAUGUGACCUGAAAUGUUUGGACCUCGUCACUCUUGACGUGUCUUUUAGGAAAGUUGUAUGUUAAGGAUUGUGCUUUUUGAAUCCUGAGAUGUUGUGAUUGAAAAGCUCUAAUAAACUGAGGAUAUUGCA